Molecule: messenger RNA, 1727 nt
Organism: Propithecus coquereli (Coquerel's sifaka)
Lineage: Eukaryota; Metazoa; Chordata; Mammalia; Primates; Indriidae
Product: vascular non-inflammatory molecule 3
Exons: 7
Coding region: 85-1590 (501 amino acids)
Molecular function (GO): hydrolase activity, acting on carbon-nitrogen (but not peptide) bonds, in linear amides
Source: RefSeq, a predicted model, not a curated record
GGAAGGGACUUAAUGUAAAAUUUUUCCAGUGAAACAAAAUAUAAGAAUCUAAGUUUGUUUUUGAAAGAUCACUGAAUUUUAGCUAUGAUUAGAUCAUACUUUCCAAAAUGUGUGGCACUUUUUGCCCUCUUUGUCCUGAGUGUUGGCGCACUGGACACUUUUAUUGCUGCGGUAUAUGAGCAUGCUGUUAUAUUACCAAACAACACAGAAACACCUGUUUCAAAAGAAGAAGCUUUGCUCCUGAUGAACAAGAACAUAGAUGUUUUGGAGGAGGCAGUUAAGUUGGCAGCCAAGCAGGGUGCACACAUCAUUGUGGCCCCAGAAGAUGGAAUGUAUGGUUGGGUCUUUACGAGGGAGAGCAUUUACCCCUAUCUGGAGGAUAUACCAGACCCUGAAGUGAACUGGAUUCCAUGCAGAGACCCCCAGAGAUUUGGCUACACACCAGUGCAAGCAAGACUCAGCUGCCUGGCCAAGGAGAACUCUAUCUACGUUGUGGCAAAUAUUGGGGACAAGAAGGCGUGCAACACCAGUGACCCUCAGUGUCCUCCUGAUGGCCGUUACCAAUACAACACUGAUGUCGUGUUUGAUUCUCGGGGUAGGCUGGUGGCGCGCUACCAUAAGUACAAUCUUUUUGCACCUGAAAUUCAAUUUGAUUUCCCCAAGGAUUCAGAAUCUGUGACAUUUGACACUCCCUUUGGGAAGUUUGGCAUUUUUACUUGCUUUGACAUUUUUUCUCAUGACCCGGCUAUCGUGGUGGUGGACGAGUUUCAAGUGGACAGUGUCCUCCUCCCCACAGCAUGGUACAACACGCUGCCCCUCCUCUCAGCAGUUCCGUUCCACUCUGCGUGGGCCAGAGCCAUGCGAGUCAAUCUCCUUGCUGCAAAUACCCACAACACCAGCAUGCACAUGACAGGGAGUGGAAUUUACGCCCCAGAAGCCGUCAAGGUGUAUCACUAUGACAUGGAAACAGAGAGUGGCCAGCUGAUGCUAUCAGAGUUGAAGUCUCGACCUCGCUGUGAGCCCACCUACCCGGCAGCUGUUGACUGGCAGGCUUAUGCUGGAAGUGUCAAGCCAUUCUCCUCUGAGCAGUCAGAAUUUCCAGGGAUGAUUUAUUUUGAUGAGUUCACCUUCACCGAGCUUAAGAGAAACACAGGAAAUUACACAGUUUGCCAAAAAGACCUGUGUUGUCACUUAACUUACAAGAUGUCUGAGAAGCGAACAGAUGAGGUCUAUGCACUAGGUGCUUUUGAUGGACUGCACACAGUAGAAGGCCAAUAUUACUUGCAGGUAUGCGUGUUACUGAAGUGUCAAACCACCGACGUGAGAACUUGUGGAGAGCCCGUGGGGUCAGCUUUUACCACGUUUGAAGAAUUUUCCCUCAGUGGCACGUUUGGAACAAGUUAUGUUUUCCCACAGAUCGUUCUAAGUGGGAGUCAGCUUGCCCCUGAAAGGCACUAUGAGGUUUCAAGAGAUGGACGUCUGAGGAGCCGAAGUGGAGCCCCUUUGCCUGUCUUAGUUAUGGCCCUGUAUGGAAGAGUGUUUGAGAAGGACCCUCCCCGCUUAGGGCAGGGACCUGGGAAGUUACAAUGAUGUCCUUUACCAGGGCCCUUUCUGCAUUAGCCUGGCAAAGAGAGGAAGAAAAAAAAGAGAGCCCUUAGUAUCUGUUUAGAGUAGAUGUCAUACACUCACCAAAACAACAAAUAAACUUAAGAAGAUUUAAAAAGCAA